GCUUGGAUAACAGGAGCAACAAACGCGAAGCUGGUUGGAGCAGCAGCAGCAGGAGGAGGAGACGGAGGCCGUUUCUGGACAAUGACUGACGUGGAAAGUGUCAGAGGCAGGAUGAGUCUGGAUAAAGCGGAGCUGUGUGAUUCUCUGCUAACCUGGCUGCAGACGUUUCAGGUGCCGUCAUGCAACAGCAAGCAUGACCUCACGAGUGGAGUGGCCAUCGCACACGUGCUGCACAGAAUAGACCCCUCUUGGUUUAAUGAGACAUGGCUGGGCAGGAUCAAGGAGGAGAGCGAGGCCAACUGGCGCCUGAAGGUCAGCAACUUGAAAAAGAUACUGAAGAGCAUGCUGGAGUAUUAUCAUGAUGUGCUGGGUCACCAGGUAUCAGAAGACCACAUGCCAGACGUGAACCUCAUCGGAGAGAUGAACGACGUGACUGAACUGGGGAAGUUGGUGCAGCUGGUGUUGGGCUGUGCCGUCAGCUGUGAGAAGAAACAAGAGCAAAUCCAGCAGAUAAUGACACUUGAGGAAUCUGUCCAGCACGUUGUGAUGACAGCCAUUCAGGAGCUGUUAUCAAAAGAGCCUUCAAUUGAACCGGGGAGUCCAGAGACCUAUGGGGACUUUGACUACCAGUCCAGGAAGUAUUACUUCCUGAGUGAAGAGGCAGACGAGAAGAUGGACCUGAGCCAGCGCUGUCGAGACCUGGAGCAUCAGUUGUCGUUGGCUCUGGAGGAGAAGUCGUCCCUGCACGUGGAGACUCGCUCGCUGAAGGAGAAGCUGAGUCGCUUUAAUGGUCUGGACGCCUCCUCCACCGCCAUCACCGGCAAGAAGCUGCUGCUGCUGCAGAGUCAGAUGGAGCAGCUGCAGGAGGAGAACUACAGACUGGAUAACAGCAGAGACGACAUGCGCGUGCGUGGAGAGAUUCUGGAGCGAGAGGUGACGGAGCUGCAGCUGCGUAACGAGGAGCUGACCAGCCUGGCUCAGGAGGCCCAGAACCUGAAAGACGAGAUGGACAUCCUCAGGCACUCGUCUGACCGGGUGAACCAGCUCGAGGCCCUGGUGGAGACGUACAAGAGGAAGCUGGAGGAUCUGGGCGACCUGCGCAGACAGGUGCGCCUCUUGGAGGAGCGCAACACCGUGUACAUGCAGCGCACCUGCGAGCUGGAGGAGGAGCUCCGCAGGGCCAACUCCGUCCGCAACCAGCUGGACACCUACAAGAGACAGGCACACGAGCUUCACACCAAGCACUCAGCGGAGGCCAUGAAAGCAGAGAAAUGGCAGUUUGAGUACAAGAACCUUGACGACAAGUACGAUGCACUGCUGAAGGAGAAAGAACGUCUGAUCUCUGAGAGAGACACACUCCGGGAGACAAACGACGAGCUUCGAUGUGCACAAGUCCAACAGAGGUGUCUCAGCGGAGCUGGCGGCUUGUGCGACACUGAUGUCACAGUAGGAAACCUGGCCUCAGAGAUCAUGCCCACUGAGCUCAAGGAGACCGUGGUGCGUCUGCAGAGUGAAAACAAGAUGCUGUGCGUCCAGGAGGAGGCCUACAGGCAGAAGCUGGUGGAGGUGCAGGCGGGACUGGAGGAGGCUCAGCGCAGCAAGAACGCCCUAGAAACUCAGAACAGAUUAAACGAGCAGCAGAUCUCGGAGCUGCGUUCUCAGGUGGAGGAGCUCCAGAAAGCUCUGCAGCAGCAGGACAGUAAAACUGAGGAUUCGUCCUUACUGAAGAAGAAGCUUGAGGAGCAUCUGGAGAAGCUCCACGAGGCUCACUCUGACCUCCAGAAGAAAAGAGAAGUCAUCGACGACCUGGAGCCCAAAGCCGACGGCAACAUGGCAAAGAAGAUAGACCAACUCCAGGAGAGCCUGCGCAAGAAGGACGAGGACAUGAAGCAGAUGGAGGAGCGAUACAAACGCUACGUGGAGAAGGCGAGAACGGUGAUCAAAACCCUGGAUCCUAAGCAGGCGCCGGUGACGCCGUCUCCUGACGUCCAGGCUCUGAAGAAUCAGCUGUCGGAGAAGGAGAGAAAAAUCCAACAUCUGGAGCAUGACUUCGAGAAGAGCCGAGUCAGACACGACCAGGAGGAGAAACUCAUCAUCAGUGCCUGGUACAACAUGGGGAUGGCGUUGCAUCAGAAGGUGUCCGGCGAGCGGCAGGGCCCGUCUAACCAGGCCAUGUCGUUCCUCGCCCAGCAGAGACAGUCGACCAACGCCAGGCGAGGCCUCGUACGACAGCAGCCCAGAUAAAAAAAACAAAAACGACCACACAGAGCUUCAAACACGACGAGGGGAGCUAACGGCUGAACUCCCCCCACACCUUCUUGCCUUCAUACCUCCACUGGAUCUCUGCACCUUAAGAGAGUAACCCUCAUGCUGCUACUGCCCCCUGCUGGCUCUCCACGGUACGACAGCAGUGUUUCCCAGAGGGCGAGAGAAACUGCUGGCGGCGUUUGACUUUUUAUUGGACUCUUAAAAAGAAACUGAAUGUGAUGGAGGAGAGCGAGGGGCCUGAAAAGACGCUGACUCACCUUUUAAGGUGACUUUUAUCUCCUCUCGGACUCUCUCCUGUUUCUUUAAAGUCUGUUUUAAAACUUUUUUUUUUUUUAAAUCUUUUAUGUUUAGCUCUCGAGAUGAAAUGUGAAGUAGAUUUGUCAGAGGAGUUUUUCGGGGUAAAUUUCUAGAAGGGCUUAAAGAAGCUGCGGAGGACUGAGAGCAAGACCGUCUCUGUCAGCCUUUAGUGCGUCUCUUUGGUUUUUCUUUGUUUGUUUAGAACUUCUUCACUGUUUUUCUUUUUUUUGUUUUGAGGUGGGUUUGACGUCGUAAAGGUACAGCGACCAUGACGGGGUGUUAAUGGAUUUUCACUAAGAUCUCUAAUCUAAAUAAUAAUGUAAAGCUUCACUGGAUACACCAAAGCACUUUCCUAGAGGGUCGGUUAAUCCGCGCCUCAAAUCAAAUAAGAUCUCCCUCCUCUUUGGAUGAGACCGCCCCGUCUCCUCCGACACAAAAACACUCAACUUAAAGACUCCUCCUUUUUAAUUUGGCUUUAGUUCAUUUAGAUUUUUCUCUCAUUUCCUGAUUUAAAAUGUGAUUAUACUUUCCAGACUUUUUCCUCGAGUCCCAAAGAUUGAAACAGGGUUUUGUUUGUGGGUUGGACCUAAUCACACUCACCACUUUAUAUACUUGUUAAACGGAGCGUUUACAGGGAAAGUAAGGCGUCCGAGUUUAUCUUAAAGACUGGAACUGAUAAAAACUCUAAACAGUCAUGAAUCAGCUGACGGCUGUUUUACCGCUGCUACCUUCUAAUUUUCAUUUGACUGAUCUGGAAGAAAAGCUGGAAUCAUGUUUUUUUUUUGACUGGACUAUGGAGGCGGGUGAACAUGUUAGACGGCGCACACAUGAACGCCACAUCUAGCUCGACUUAAAGCGAGUAACUUUUUCACUUCCACCCGAUGUGGACCUCCUUUAGUCCCCCGUGUCAGAGCUGCUGUUUGGUGACUUGUACUCCGUCCCCUGUGAGUGUCUGUGCUGUUCUCUACUCACCUGAGUCCUCCUGUGGUGUGUGGACAUUUUUCUACUUGUGUUCAUUGUUUUGGAGUUUGUAAUUUAUGGUGUUGUCACUUUUCUGUUCUGCACAUUUGCAUGGUUUGAAGAGGGUGAAGUAGUACUUUGUGUUUGUAUCAUAUACGAUGGGGUUUGUAGAUGAUAGCGUAGCAUUCGUCACACAGGGAAUCAGAGGCAAGUCAAACAUUUGUAGUCCUGUCUGUUCCACUUUUGCACUACAAAUAAAUAGGAUCUUAAGAUAAA
Molecule: messenger RNA, 3801 nt
Organism: Labrus mixtus (cuckoo wrasse)
Lineage: Eukaryota; Metazoa; Chordata; Actinopteri; Labriformes; Labridae
Gene: hook2
Product: hook microtubule-tethering protein 2
Exons: 23
Coding region: 82-2244 (720 amino acids)
Biological process (GO): cytoplasmic microtubule organization; cytoskeleton-dependent intracellular transport
Cellular component (GO): centrosome; cytoplasm
Molecular function (GO): microtubule binding; dynein light intermediate chain binding
Source: RefSeq, a predicted model, not a curated record